Messenger RNA from Ilyonectria robusta, 989 nucleotides. RefSeq lists its product as uncharacterized. Lineage: Eukaryota; Fungi; Ascomycota; Sordariomycetes; Hypocreales; Nectriaceae. The coding region runs from base 1 to 915 and encodes 304 amino acids. The transcript has 3 exons. The record is from RefSeq and is a predicted model, not a curated record.
AUGACUGGCAUCGCAGGGCCCAGCCAAGCCACCGAACCCAACGGGACCGAUUAUGGUGAGUCGAGGUGGAAAAAGCAAUACGGUGGAUCCCUUUUUGUCUAUUCGCCCAUGGUAUCCCUUGGUGUCCUAUCCUGGCAAUCCAUCCAUCCAUCUGUCUAUCCAUCCACCUAUGACUUUGGGAGCGCGUUGUGCUGCCCCUGCACAGCGCUGAGACAGGGAUCCGUCAGCGCCCGUUUCCACUCUCACGAAUCACACUCUGAGCCUGACUCCUGGCCGCCCCCCAAUUGCGUCAGCUCUGGCAGCCAACGUCGCCGCGAUGAUCGAUUUCCCGCAAGUCAACAUUUUGGGUGGCGAGUGGAUUCCAGACAGGUGCAGGCGUGUCCAAUCGAUGGAGGUAUUUACAGUGCGUUGGGGCCGCAUCUAACACAGUGUCCGUGCGCCACAUUUCCCCACUUCACCCUCCUCCUGGCGCCAUGUUUUCCCAUUCCGAUGCUCACCCUCUCGCCCACACACACACAUUUCUGGCUCCCACACACCACAACAGAAGAUGUACACGCCCAUUUUUACCCACACCACCACCACCCACCAUCCGUCCCGCCCAUCGCCGGCCAUCCCCAGCAGAAAAAAGCUCCAGUCAAUCAGCUCGCCGCCUGGUACUCUGCUCGACGCUCCAGCACUGUAAGGUACCACCGCCGAGUACCCACCGCAGCCAGACCACACCAAACAGGCCCUACAGAGACAAGACCACCAGUCUCCCAGGACGCCCCCCUGUUGCUCGAUCCCUCUUCUGUCUGCGCUGUCGGCCGUGAACGAACGAACGAACGCUCUCUGGCUCACUCGCUCCGCUCCCACACCACGCCCGCCGCCGUCUCCACCUCCGUACAUCACCGACCGGGAACCCAGCCCACCAGCUAAAUCCCCCCCCCAAAAAACACACGACCUCGCUCUUUACCUUUCUCCACUCCCUCGACCCAGUCGCUAUCUCAUCU